AAUAAUAUUGAUCAUUAUGAACACAACAGUAAUGAUAUUCUUGAAAGUUUUGAUAACCCAAAUAAUAAUAACUAUCUUAAUAGUAAUAAUAACCAUCUUAAUGAUAACAAUAACUAUUUUACUAGUAAUAAUAACUAUCUUAAUAACAAUAAUAACUCUGAAAGUUUUGAUAACAACUAUCAUCCAAAUAAUAAUAACCAUCUUAAUAGUAAUAAUAACCAUUUUAAUA
Messenger RNA from Racocetra persica, 229 nucleotides. Lineage: Eukaryota; Fungi; Glomeromycota; Glomeromycetes; Diversisporales; Gigasporaceae. The record is from the annotation of a GenBank genome assembly.